AUGAAGCCCAGCCUUCUUCUCCUAGCCAGCAGCCCUGCCCUGGCAGCCUACUUCCGGCCCGCCGAAUGGGGCGCGCAGUCGAGCGUCAUCAUGGCCUGGCCGUCCGGCGACAACCCGGCGUACCACAACGCGCCGGACGACCUGAGCGCCGCCACCGAGGACAUUUCCAACAUUGCCGCGGCGGUGGCCAAGUUCGAGCCCGUCACGCUACUCGUUGUGCAGAGCCGGCUGGCGGACGCCCAGGCGCAGUUCGCCGACCGCAGCAACAUCACGCUGCUGCCCAUCGCGACGUACCCCACGCUCGACCUGUGGAUGCGCGACAUGGCGCCGACGUUUGUGCUUGACCGGAGCAACACGACGGGGCAGCUCGCGGGCGUCGACUACAACUUCAACGGCUGGGGCGGCAAGUUCCCCACCGGCUCGUGCCUCUCGCUCGCGUCGCUGCUGUCCUACCACAUGAAGGUGCCGCGCGUCGACGGUGCGCUCGUGUCUGAGGGCGGCUCGCUCGAGGUCGACGGCGAGGGCACGCUGCUCGUCACGGAAAGCUCCGUGCUCAUCGAUAACCGCAACCCGGGCACGACCAAGGCGCAAGCCGAGGCCGCAUUCGAAAAGACGCUCGGCGUCACCAAGACCAUCUGGAUCCCGGGGCGCCGCGGCUCAGACAUCACCGACGGCCAUAUUGAUGGGCUGGCGCGCUUCAUCGCGCCCGGCAGGGUGCUGCUGAGCCGGCCGAGCUCGUUGGAGGGCGGCGGCCCGUUUGUCGACACGUACCGCGAGGCGCGCGCGAUUCUGGCCAACACGACCGACGCGAGGGGCCGCGUGCUGCAUGUGACGGAGAUUGCCGAGGCGGAGCUGGAGAAUAUCGGGGCUGACAAGGAGCUGGUGCAGCAGGUGCAGGACGGGCAAAAGGACUACCCGUCGCUGACGUAUGUGAAUUAUGUCAUGGUCAACGGGGGGAUUGUGUUUGCGGCGUUUGGCGACAAGGAGGCGGAUGCGGCGGCGCUUAAGCUCAUACAGGGCCUCUAUCCGGACAGGACGGUCGAGGUGGUCAACACGCAGACGCUUGCGUUUCUGGGAGGCGGCAUUCACUGCUCCACGCAAGAGGUGCCAGCGAGCGAGUAG
This is a messenger RNA of Cordyceps militaris CM01, 1122 nucleotides long. RefSeq names its product putative peptidyl-arginine deiminase family protein. The coding region runs from base 1 to 1122 and encodes 373 amino acids. Gene Ontology annotation, biological process: putrescine biosynthetic process. The record is from RefSeq and is a predicted model, not a curated record. The transcript has a single exon. Gene Ontology annotation, molecular function: protein-arginine deiminase activity; agmatine deiminase activity. Lineage: Eukaryota; Fungi; Ascomycota; Sordariomycetes; Hypocreales; Cordycipitaceae.